AUGAAGGCCCAGAACUGCAGUCACACUUUGCAGGGCCCAAACGGGACAAUACAGAGUCCAGGCUUUCCAUAUGGAUACCCAAAUUAUGCAAACUGCACGUGGACAAUCACUGCCGAGGAGCAGAACAGGAUACAGCUUGUUUUCCAGUCCUUUGCAUUAGAGGAAGAUUUUGAUGUAUUAUCUAUCUACGAUGGACUGCCUCAGCAGGGGAAUCUGAGAACAAGGUUAACAGGUUUCCAGCUGCCGGCUCCUAUUGUGAGUACAGGGGUUGUGCUGUCCUUGUGGCUUGUGAGUGAUUAUGCGGUCAGUGCUCAAGGCUUCCAGGCGAACUAUGAAGUUCUACCAAGUCACACGUGCGGAAAUCCAGGAAGGCUGCAGAAUGGGAUUCAGCAAGGGACAACAUUCAGCAUCGGGGACAAAGUGAGAUACAGCUGUAAUCCAGGCUUCUUUUUGGAAGGACACGCGCUGCUCACGUGCCAUGCCAAUUCGGAAAACAGUGCCUCCUGGGAUUUCCCUCUCCCCUUCUGCAGAGCUGAUGAUGCUUGCGGAGGGACUUUGCGGGGACAGAGCGGAAUCAUCUCAAGCCCUCAUUUUCCUUUGGAGUAUGGCAAUAAUGCAGACUGCACGUGGACUAUUCUCGCUGAACCCGGAGACACCAUUGCUCUGGUUUUCAUGGAUUUUCAGCUGGAAGAUGGAUAUGACGUUUUAGAAGUUGCUGGAACAGAGGGAUCUUCACUCUGGUUUACUGGAAUGAAUUUGCCUGCCCCGGUUAUCAGCAGUAAAAAUUGGCUGCGGCUUCACUUCACAUCAGAUGGCAACCACAGGCAGAAGGGGUUCAGUGCCCAGUAUCAAGUCAAAAAGCAAAUGGAACUGAAGUCCAGAGGGGUGAAGCUAAUGCCAAGCAAGGACAAUAACCAGAAGACAUCAGUGUUAACUCAGGUUGGUGUGUCCCAGGGACAUAAUAUGUGUCCAGACCCUGGGAUUCCCGAGAGAGGCAAAAGAAUAGGCAACGAUUUUAGGUUAGGCUCCAGCAUCCAGUUCGCCUGUAACGAGGGCUAUGAUUUACAAGGGUCCAAAAGCAUCACCUGUAAGAGAGUGAGCGACAUAAUCGUUGCGUGGAGUGACCACAGGCCAGUGUGCAGAGCUAGGAUGUGCGAUACGUACCUUCGUGGUCCCAGCGGUGUGAUAACUUCUCCCAACUACCCUGUCCAGUACGAUAACAAUGCCUACUGCGUGUGGGUCAUCACUGCGCUCAAUCCAGCCAAGGUUAUCAAACUCACCUUUGAAGAAUUUGAACUAGAAAGAGGAUAUGACACUCUGACAGUGGGUGAUGGCGGACAAGUCGGAGACCAGAAAACUGUGCUUUACGUCUUGACAGGCACCACAGUCCCUGAUCUGAUCGUUAGCACCCACCACCAGAUGUGGCUCCUCUUCCAGACAGACAGCGUCAGCAACUUGCUGGGAUUCAAAGCGACGUAUGAAGAGAUUGACCAAGGGAGCUGCGGUGAUCCCGGGAUCCCAGCCUACGGCAGGAGAGAAGGAUCCACGUUUCACCACGGGGACAGUUUGAAGUUUGAGUGCCAUCCUGUGUUUGAGUUGAAGGGACAGAAAACAAUAACCUGCCAAAAGAGUAGCCAGUGGUCUGCUCAGAAACCAGUUUGUGUUUUUUCCUGCUUUUUCAACUUCACCACCCCAUCUGGGAUUGUGCUGUCUCCAAAUUACCCCGAAGAGUACGGAAGCAGCUUGCACUGCGUUUGGUUAAUUAUAGCUAAACCCGAGAGCCGGAUUCACUUGGCUUUCAAUGAUUUCGAUGUGGAGCCGCAGUUUGAUUUCCUGGCCGUGAAGGAUGGCGGGACUGCCGAAUCUCCGGUGCUGGGGACCUUCUCAGGAAGCCAGAUCCCCUCCUCUCUGACCAGCAGCGGUCACGUAGCCCGGCUGGAGUUCCAGACCGACCACUCCAUGGAGAAGAGAGGCUUCAACAUAACCUUCACCACGUUUAGGCAUAACGAAUGCCCCGACCCUGGCGUGCCUGUGAACGGGAAGCGAUUUGGUGACAGCCUCCAGCUUGGCAGCUCGGUGUCCUUCCUUUGCGAUGAGGGCUUCAUUAGGACCCAUGGCGCAGAAACCAUCACCUGCAUCUUGAAGGAAGGCAACGUGGUUUGGAACAACGCAGUGCUCAGAUGCGAAGCGCCGUGCGGGGGGCACCUGACGUCGCCCAGCGGAACCAUCCUGUCCCCGGGCUGGCCGGGCUUCUACAAGGACUCGCUGAGCUGCGCCUGGGUCAUCGAGGCCCAGCCGGGAUACCCCAUCAAGAUCACGUUUGACAGAUUUAAGACAGAGGUGAAUUAUGACACCCUGGAAGUGCGAGAUGGCCGGUCCUAUUCUUCCCCGUUGAUAGGUGUCUAUGAUGGGACUCAGGUGCCCCAGUUCCUCAUCAGCACCAGCAACUACCUCUACCUCCUCUUCACCACUGACAAAAGCCACUCUGACAUAGGCUUUCAGAUCCGAUACGAAACUGUGAAGCUCCAGUCAGACCACUGCUUGGAUCCGGGGAUCCCAGUGAACGGCCAGCGCCACGGGAAUGAUUUCUACGUGGGAGCACUGGUGACGUUCAGCUGCGAUUCAGGCUACACCCUGAGCGACAGCGAAGCCCUGGAGUGUGAGCCAAACUUCCAGUGGAGCCGGCCGCUGCCCAGCUGCGAGGCUCUAUGCGGAGGUUACAUUCGUGGUUCCAGUGGUACCAUCUUAUCCCCAGGCUUCCCUGAUUUUUAUCCAAAUAACUUGAACUGCACGUGGACAAUAGAAACAUCACAUGGAAAAGGUGUGUUCUUCACCUUUCAUACCUUUCACUUGGAGAAUGGCCACGACUACCUCCUCAUCACUGAAAAUACCAGCUUUGCUCAGCCACUGAAGCAACUGACGGGCUCUCGGCUCCCUGCCCCGCUUAGCGCAGGGCUCUUCGGAAACUUCUCUGCUCAAAUUCGCUUCAUCUCGGACUUCUCCAUGUCCUAUGAGGGUUUCAACAUCACCUUCUCAGAAUAUGAUUUGGAGCCCUGUGACGAGCCGGAGGUGCCAGCCUAUAGCAUCAGGAAGGGCCUGCAGUUCGGAGUGGGGGAUGUCCUCACCUUUUCCUGCUUCCCCGGCUACCGGCUGGAGGGCGCAUCCCGCAUCACCUGCCUCGGGGGGAGACGGCGUGUGUGGAGUUCGCCUCUGCCAAGGUGUGUUGCUGAAUGUGGUUCAUCUGUAACUGGAACCCAAGGUGUCCUGCUGUCCCCCAACUAUCCAAUAAACUAUAACAACAACCAUGAGUGCAUCUACUCCAUCCAGACCCAGCCAGGAAAGGGGAUCCAGCUGAAAGCCAGGACUUUUGAACUGGAGGCAGGAGAUGUCCUCAAGGUCUACGACGGCAGCAAUAGCUCUGCUCGCCUGCUGGGCUCCUUCAGCCGCGCCGAAAUGCUCGGCACCAGCAUAAACAGCACUUCCAGCAGCAUGUGGCUGGAGUUCAUCACCGACGGCCACAACACGAGCAAAGGCUUCGAGCUGCAGUUUUCUAGUUUUGAACUCAUUAAAUGCGAGGACCCUGGCAUCCCACAGUUUGGCUACAAGGUCCAUGACGAGGGGCACUUUGCUGGCAGCUCCGUGUCCUUUAGCUGUGACCCGGGCUAUACCCUGCGAGGCAGCCGGGUGCUGGUCUGCCUGACAGGGGAGCGGAGAGCUUGGGAUCAACCCCUGCCAACCUGUGUAGCGGAGUGUGGGGGUACGAUCAAAGGAGAGUCGUCAGGACGGGUACUGUCUCCCGGCUACCCAACACCCUACGAUCACAACCUGAAUUGUAUUUGGACAAUAGAGGCAGAAGCUGGUUGCACGAUAGGGCUCCAUUUCAUGGUUUUCCACACCGAGGAGUUCCACGAUGUGCUGAGGAUCUGGGACGGUCCGGUGGAGAACGGCAUCCUCCUGAAGGAGAUGAGUGGGUCCGGCUUGCCUGGCGACGUGCACAGCACUUUCAACUCUGUCAUCCUUCAGUUCAACACGGAUUUCUUCACAAGCAAGCAGGGCUUCGCUGUGCAGUUCUCAGUUUCUACUGCCACUUCCUGCAAUGACCCAGGAAUUCCCCAGAACGGGAGCCGGAGUGGUGACAGCAAAGAGGCAGGUGACUCCAUCGUCUUCCAGUGCAAUCCAGGAUACGCUCUGCAAGGGGAGGCCAAAAUCACUUGUGUGCAGAUCGAGAACAGAUUUUUCUGGCAGCCAGACCCUCCCUCGUGCACAGCUCCCUGCGGAGGUAUCUUGACGGGACCGGCGGGAGUGAUCUUGUCCCCGCAGUACCCGGAGCCCUACCCACCGGGGAAGGAGUGUGACUGGAAGCUGACCGUCUCUCCUGAUUAUGUCAUUGCCCUCAUGUUCAACGUCUUCAGUUUGGAGCCUGGCUAUGAUUUCCUCCACAUCUACGACGGACCCGAUUCACUCAGCCCCCUGAUCGGAAGCUUUUACGGUUCCCAGCUACCCGAGAGGAUAGAGAGCAGCAGUAACAGCCUCUUCCUUGCUUUCCGGAGCGACGCGUCAGUCAGCAACACGGGGUUUGUCAUUGACUACGCAGAAAAUCCCCGGGAGUCGUGCUUCGAUCCUGGAUCGAUUAAGAAUGGCACACGAGUGGGUACGGAUCUGAAGCUGGGAUCUACGGUCACCUACUACUGUGACGGAGGGUACGACAUUGACGGGGUCUCCACGCUGACGUGCAUAAUGGGAGGGGAUGGAAAACCCACAUGGAACAAACCUCGACCUACCUGUACAGCACCCUGCGGUGGUCAGUACACGGGCUCGGACGGCGUCGUCCUCUCUCCAAAUUAUCCCCAGAACUACACCAGCGGACAAGUCUGCUUGUACUUCAUCGUCGUGCCGAAGGACUAUGUGGUCUUCGGGCAGUUCGCCUUCUUCCAGACCGCGCUCAACGACGUCAUCGAAGUCCACGAUGGCCCCAACCAGCACUCCCGGCUCCUCAGCUCCCUCUCGGGCUCUCAUACGGGUGAAUCAUUACCGCUAGCUACCACCAACCAGAUUCUCAUCAAAUUUAGUUCCAAGGGUCAAUCUACAGCCAAAGGUUUUCAUUUUGUCUACCAAGCGGUUCCUCGGACCAGUGCCACCCAGUGCAGCUCGGUGCCGGAGCCGCGCUACGGCCGGCGGCUGGGCAGCGACUUCGCGGUCGGGGGGGCGCUGGCGCAGUGGAACGUUUCGGUACCCACCUGUGUGGUGCCGUGCGGUGGGAACCUGACUGAGCGCAAAGGUACCAUCCUGUCGCCUGGCUUCCCGGAGCCGUACCUGAAUAGCCUCAACUGCGUGUGGAAGAUCACCGUCCCCGAAGGAGCGGGGAUACAGAUCCAGGUGAUCAGUUUUGUGACCGAGCAGAACUGGGAUUCCCUGGAAGUGUUUGACGGAGGAGAUAACACAGCCACCAUGCUGGGAAGUUUCUCUGGAACUACAGUGCCUGCGUUGCUGAACAGCACUUCAAACCAGCUCUAUCUGCAUUUCUAUUCGGAUAUCAGCGUCUCCGCUGCCGGCUUUCACCUGGAAUACAAAACCGUCGGUCUGUCCAGCUGCCCAGAGCCCCCCGUUCCUGGGAACGGCCUGAAGAUCGGCGAGCGCUACUUAGUGAACGACGUCGUCUCUUUCCAGUGUGAACCAGGCUACGCGCUCCAGGGCCACUCUCACAUCUCCUGCAUGCCAGGCACCGUCCGCCGCUGGAAUUACCCACCGCCGCUUUGCAUCGCCCAGUGUGGAGGAACGGCAGAAGAGAUGGAAGGAGUGCUCCUGAGCCCAGGGUUCCCAGGAAAUUAUCCGAGCAACCUGGACUGCACGUGGAGGAUAUUGCUGCCGGUGGGAUUUGGUGCUCACAUCCAGUUCCUAAACUUCUCCACUGAGCCAAACCAUGACUUUGUCGAAAUCCGCAAUGGGCCGUACGACACCAGUAACGUCAUCGGGCGGUUCAGCGGCACCGAAAUCCCAGGCUCGCUCCUGUCGACAUCUCAUGAAACCACGGUGUACUUCCACAGCGACCACUCACAGAACAAGCCAGGCUUCAAGUUGGAAUACCAAGCCUACGAGCUACACGAAUGCCCUGACCCAGAACCUUUUGCUAAUGGCAUUGUACGGGGAGCCGGUUACAACGUCGGCCAGUCCAUCUCUUUCGAGUGUCUGCCUGGGUACCAGCUGAUCGGCCACCCCGUCCUGACCUGCCAGCACGGCACCAACAGGAACUGGGACCACCCGUUGCCCAGGUGUGAAGUGCCUUGUGGGGGGAACGUCACCACCCAAAACGGUACCGUUUACUCUCCUGGCUUCCCCAACCAGUACCCCAAUUCCCAGGACUGCACGUGGCUUCUCACAGUGCCGGUGGGAUAUGGAAUCCAUCUCAACUUCACCCUACUGCAGACAGAGCCCUACAACGACUUCAUCACUGUUUGGGAUGGUCCACAGCAAACAGCCCCACAGCUUGGUGUGUUCACUGGCAACUCUGCUAAGAAAUCAGCCCAGAGCUCUUCCAACCAGGUCCUGAUGAAAUUCCACAGCGAUGCAGCCAAGGGCGGGAUUUUUGCCAUUUACUUCUACGCCUACCAGCUCUUCAGAUGUCAGCCUCCGACCGUCGUUCCCAACGCAGAAAUCAUCACCGAGAGUGAAGAAUUUCACAUAGGAGACGUAGUGAGGUACCGGUGCCUUCCUGGCUUUACCCUGAUUGGGAAUGAAAUCCUGACCUGCAAACUAGGCACUCAUCUCCAGUUUGAAGGACCUCCACCCACAUGUGAAGUGCACUGUCCGAUGAACGAGGUUAUGACGGACUCCACCGGUGUGAUCCUCAGCCAGAGCUCCCUGGGAAGUUACCCUCACUUUCAGACCUGCUCUUGGGUGGUGAAGGUGGAGCCUGGGUAUAACAUCUCCCUCACCGUCGAGUACUUCCUGAGCGAGAAGCAAUAUGAUGAGUUUGAAAUCUUUGACGGUCCCUCUGGCCAGAGUCCGCUGCUCCUGUCGCUGAGCGGGAACUACUCUGCCCCUCUGACCGUCACCAGCAGCGGGAACAGGGUCUAUCUCCGCUGGUCCUCUGAUCAUGCCUACAACAGAAAAGGCUUCAGAAUCCGCUACUCUGCUCCUUACUGUAGCCUCCCACAGCCGCCAGCCCACGGGCUGAUUCUCAGCCAGACGGGUCUGCACCCCGGCAGCACGGUCCGCUUCGGCUGUGACACGGGCUACCGUCUCGUCGGGCACAGCACCUCCACCUGCACCCAGCACCCACAGGGCUACUUCCACUGGAGCGAAGCGAUCCCGCUGUGCCAAGCUGUCGCCUGUCCCGAUAUCAACAGCAUUGCGGUGGAGCACGGCCGGUGGCGGCUGACCUACGAGAUCCAGUACCACUACAACGCCCAGCUGAUGCUCAUCUGCGACCCGGGGUACUACUACACGGGCCAGCGGGUCAUCAGGUGCCAAGCCAACGGGAGGUGGAGCAUAGGCGACCCGAUGCCGACCUGUAAAAUUAUCUCCUGCGGAGACCUGCCGACUCCGCCCAACGGGAACAAGAUCGGCACGCUGACCAGCUACGGGGCCACAGCCAUCUUCUCCUGCAACACGGGCUACACCCUGGUAGGGUCCCGUGUGCGGGAGUGCAUGGCCAACGGACUCUGGAGCGGAGCAGAAGUGAGGUGUCUGGCGGGCCACUGCGGUGUUCCCAGCCCCAUCGUCAACGGGCAGAUCAACGGGGAGAACUACAACUACCGCGGCAGCGUGGUUUAUCAGUGCAGCCCCGGGUUCCGCCUCAUCGGGAUGUCCGUGCGGAUCUGCCAGCAGGAUCACCGCUGGUCCGGGAAGACGCCUGUCUGUGUGCCCAUCACUUGUGGCCACCCCGGCAACCCUGCCAAUGGCUUGACCCAAGGGAGCCAGUUCAAUCUGAACGACGUGGCCAAGUUUGUGUGCAACACCGGGUACCGCCUGGAAGGAGCGUCGCAGUCGCAGUGCCUGGCCAACGGACAGUGGAGCAGCACCCUGCCUGCCUGCCGCGUUGUAAACUGUACUGACCCCGGGCACCUGGAAAACAGCAUCCGUCAAGUGCAGCCAAGUGGUCCUCACAGAUUCAGCUUUGGAACAACUGUCUCAUAUCAGUGCAGCCAUGGAUAUUACUUAUUGGGUACACAUGUCCUUACCUGUCAGGGGGAUGGCACUUGGGACCGUGCCCUCCCACAGUGUCUUUUGGUCUCUUGUGGGCACCCCGGCUCCCCACCCCACGCUCAGAUCUCGGGUGACAAGUACACCGUCGGCUCCGUGGUCCGGUACAGCUGCCUGGGGAAGCGGACGCUGAUCGGCAACUCCACUCGCAUGUGCCAGCUCGACGGGCGCUGGAGCGGUCCUGCACCACACAGCUCAGGAGGCAGCCAGGGCGUCUGCGGUGACCCGGGGAUCCCCGCUCAUGGCAUCGGGCUGGGAGACGACUUUGACGUAGGCAGCGUGCUGGAUGGCCAGAAAUGCCCCGUUCGGCGUCAGAGCUGUGGGUCCCGCCGACUAACUCGUCGUUUUGUUGGGGAAUUUCAGCAGAAUGAGAAGCGUCAGUCGCUUCAGACCUCCGUGAUAUCCUGCGGAAACCCAGGAACCCCCAGCAACGCGAGGGUUCUAUUUAACGACGGCUUGAUUUUCUCCAGUUCCAUCAUCUAUCAGUGCCGGGAAGGCUAUUACUCCACAGGAGUGCUGAGCAGGCACUGCACGGUGAAUGGGACGUGGACUGGGACCAGUCCAGAGUGUACAGUGAUCAACUGCGGUGACCCCGGCGUGCCAGCCAACGGCGUUAGGCUGGGCGGUGAUUUUACCUACAACAGGACCGUGGUGUUCCACUGCACGCCUGGCUACAUGAUGGAGUCGGACAGGGCGUCUGCUCUGACCUGCACGAAAGACCGAACCUGGAACGGCACCAAACCUGUCUGCAAGGCUAUCAUCUGUAAAGCCCCACAAGCCAUCCCCAACGGGAAAGUCGUGGGCUCGGAUUUCAGCUGGGGCUCCAGCGUCAGCUAUGCCUGCCUGGAGGGCUAUCAGCUCUCGCUGCCCGCCGUGCUGACCUGCGAGGGGAACGGCACGUGGAGCGGGGAGAUCCCCCAGUGCUUCCCUGUGUUCUGCGGUGACCCGGGGACGCCCGCUCAAGGCAGGAGGGAGGACAGAGGCUUCACGUACCGCUCCUCCGUCUCCUUCUCCUGCUUAGCCCCGCUGGUGCUGGUGGGGUCAGCCCGGAGGUUCUGCCAGUCCGACGGGACGUGGAGCGGGACCCAGCCCAGCUGCAUAGGUGAGGGCAGGCUCCUCUGCCUGGAGCCGGGUGCCUCGCUCGGCGGGAUGCAGACCAACUCCCGGGGCUACCAGGUGGGCAGCCUCAUCUUUUUCAAGUGCCAGAAGGGCUACCUGCUGCAGGGCUCCACCACCAGGACCUGCCUCCCCAACCUGACCUGGAGCGGCGUGCAGCCCGACUGCGUCCCUCACCACUGCAAGCAGCCGGAGACCCCCUCCCACGCCAACGUUGGUGCUCUGGAUUUGCCAUCUCUGGGCUACACCUUGAUCUAUUCCUGUCAGAGCGGCUACUAUCUCACCGGAGGAUCUGAGCACCGAACCUGCAAAGCAGAUGGCAGCUGGACAGGAAAGCCACCGAUUUGCCUGGCUGAUGUCCGUCCCAGCGGGAGGCCGGUCGGCACUGCGCGGGACCCGCCGCUCGCCAAGGUCUCAGUGCCUGCUGAUGUGUUCGCGAGGAAUUCCCUGUGGAAGGGCUCCUACGAGUACAUGGGGAAAAAGCAGCCUGCGAUGCUGUCUGUCACUAGCUUCGACCCUGCCACCAGUAAAGUCAACGCCACUCUGAUAGACCACAGCGGCGUGGAGCUCCAGGUGUCCGGUAUUUACAAGAAAGAUGAUGUGCACCUACUGCUCCAGGUUUACCAGAUAACCGGGCCAGUGGAGAUCUUUGUCAACAAGUUCAAAAAUGAUAAAUGGGCUCUAGAUGGACAUGUCUCGUCAGAGUCGUCAAGCGGCACGUUUGUGUACCAGGGCUUUGUGCGUGGCAAAGGCUUCGGGCAGUUUGGCCUUCAGAGACUUGACAUCAGCAUGAUGGAAAAUGAUCCCGAAUCAAUAGGACACCAUUUUGCAUCCAACAGCAGUUCUGUGGCACCUGCCAUUCUUGUGCCUUUCAUAGCCCUGAUUAUUGCAGGGUUUGUGCUUUAUCUCUACAAACACAGGAGAAGACCAAAAGUCCCAUUCAAUGGCUACGCAGGCCAUGAAAACACCAACGUCCGAGCAACGUUUGAAAAUCCGAUGUAUGACCGAAACCUGCAGCCCACGGACAUCAUGGCCAACGAGACGGAGUUCACAGUCAGCACUGUGUGCACAGCUGUAUAG
Molecule: messenger RNA, 10398 nt
Organism: Opisthocomus hoazin
Lineage: Eukaryota; Metazoa; Chordata; Aves; Opisthocomiformes; Opisthocomidae
Source: RefSeq, a predicted model, not a curated record